Molecule: messenger RNA, 2172 nt
Organism: Dovyalis caffra
Lineage: Eukaryota; Viridiplantae; Streptophyta; Magnoliopsida; Malpighiales; Salicaceae
Source: the annotation of a GenBank genome assembly
AUGGAGAAAGUGAUGAACGUAAUUAAGCCAAAACCAAAUCCACAGCAACAACUCAGAGAUUGGCAGCGUAGGUUACGCCAAGAGUGCCGUAACAUCGAUCGUCAAAUCAGAGAUAUACAGAGAGAAGAGAAAAGUGUACAAAAAGCAAUUAGAGAUGCUGCUAAAAGAAAUGAUAUGGUCUCUGCCAAGGCACUUGCUAAGGAAGUUGUAAGAUCUAGAAUUACGGUGAACCGUCUUUAUGAAAAUAAGGCACAGAUGAAUUCAAUAUCAAUGCAUCUCGGAGAAAGUGUGGCAAUUGCCCGUACAGUGGGCCAUUUAUCCAAGAGUGCUGAAGUCAUGAAGCUUGUCAAUAAUCUCAUGAAGGCUCCAGAAGUGGCUGUUACGAUGCAAGAGUUCGGCAAAGAAAUGACCAAGGCAGGGGUGAUUGAAGAGUUUGUGAACGAUGCCCUUGAUAGUGCUUUGGACUCAGAGGACAUGGAAGAGGAGACUGAAGAAGAAGUUGACAAGGUAUUGACUGCUAUAGCUGGUGAGACUGCUGCAGAGCUACCAGAAGCAGUCAAGAAGGAGAGAGAGAAGCAAUCUGCUCAGAUGGAAGGAACUGCAGAAGAGGAAGAAGCUAUAGCUGAGGGGGUUGUUGAUGAGGGAGAACUUGAGGAAAUAAGGGCACGACUUGCCAAAAAUGAAAUUGCAGUAGGUGCAACACAGUUUAACUCUGAAAAUGGACAUCCUAAGACCCAAACUGACUUGUCUGCAAACUUGCCAAGACAACAAGCAGAAAGGCUCAUAAGAGCUUUCAACUUGUUCCCUAAGCAUGCCAUCAACACACCUGCCUUUGAUGAUCAUGAAUCUUUAGACAGUUCUGCUCCAAAGAUUGUUGAGAAACAAUUCCAAUUCCAUCUUCUUGGUAAUCCAGGGCCUUCUGUUGAAGAGUUUGGCCAUUACGCUGGCUACUAUCGCCUUCCCCAUACUAAAGCUGCAAGGAUGUUCUACUUCCUCUUCGAAUCACGGAGUAACAAAUAUAACGAUCCUGUUGUUAUAUGGUUGACUGGAGGGCCAGGAUGUAGUAGUGAACUGGCCUUGUUUUACGAAAAUGGUCCUUUCCAUAUUGCAAACAAUCUGUCUCUUUCAUGGAAUGACUAUGGUUGGGACAAGGCAUCAAAUCUUAUAUUCGUUGACCAGCCUACAGGAACUGGCUUUAGUUAUACAACAGAGGAUAGUGACAUUCGCCAUGACGAAAAGGGUGUCAGCAAUGACUUAUAUGACUUCUUGCAGGCAUUUUUCAAAGAGCAUCCUCAGUUGGUGAAAAAUGAUUUUUACAUAACUGGAGAAUCUUAUGCUGGGCACUACAUCCCUGCAUUCGCUUCUCGGGUUCACCAAGGAAACAAAAACAAAGAAGGAAUUCAUAUAAAUCUCAAGGGUUUUGCCAUUGGCAACGGCCUGACUCGUCCUGAAAUCCAGUACAAAGCAUACACUGAUUAUGCUUUGGACAACAAUUUAAUCCAAAAAUCUGAUUAUGAUUCCAUAAACGAGAUGAUCCCAGACUGUGAACGGGCAGCCGAAGCUUGUGGAACUGAUGGUAUAUCUACUUGUGAAAAUGCAUUUGAAGCUUGCAACAACAUAUUCCAGAGUAUCAUGGGAGUUGCUGGCAAUAUAAAUUACUAUGAUAUUAGAAAGACAUGUGAGGGCAGUCUAUGCUACGACUUCUCGAACAUGGAGACAUUCCUGAACCAGAAAUCAGUUAGGGAUGCUCUAGGGGUAGGAGGUAUUGAAUUUGUUUCCUGCAGCAGCGUGGUUUAUGAUGCGAUGAUAAGGGACUGGAUGAGAGAUCUUGCAGUAGGAAUUCCUGCUCUCCUCGAGGAUGGUAUCAAGGUGCUUAUUUAUGCUGGAGAGAAGGAUCUCAUAUGCAACUGGCUUGGAAAUUCAAGAUGGGUUAAUGGGAUGGCAUGGUCUGGCAAGAAAGACUUCGGAGCAGCUCCCACAGUUCCAUUCGUUGUUGAAGGUGCAGAAGCAGGACAACUGAAAAGUCAUGGCCCCCUCAGUUUCCUAAAGGUUCUCAACGCCGGCCACAUGGUUCCAAUGGAUCAACCAAAAGCUGCAUUACAAAUGCUGAAGAGCUGGAUGCAAGGAAAGCUUGCCGUCACUGGUACUAAUGAUAGGAUCGCACGCCAGUAA